CUGGUUUACAACGGGAGACGCUUAGCUUAUUGGAGGGCAAGCUUGCUUUACGGCCUAAGGUCGCUUUUUACGACAUUUUCCGGCUUCCCAUUCACUUCGCGGUGAAAAUGGCGUCGAGCAGUGGGACAAAAAACUUGGACUUUCGCCGCAAGUGGGACAAAGAUGAAUAUGAGAAGCUCGCUGAGAAGAGGCUCACGGAAGAGAGAGAGAAGAAGGAUGGAAAACCAGUGCAGCCAGUCAAGCGGGAGCUUCUCCGGCAUAGGGACUACAAGGUGGACCUGGAAUCCAAGCUUGGGAAGACCAUUGUCAUCACCAAGACCACCCCACAAUCUGAGAUGGGAGGAUAUUACUGCAAUGUCUGUGACUGUGUUGUGAAGGACUCCAUCAACUUCCUGGAUCACAUUAAUGGAAAGAAACAUCAGCGAAACCUGGGCAUGUCUAUGCGUGUGGAACGUUCCACCUUGGAUCAGGUGAAGAAACGUUUUGAAGUCAAUAAGAAGAAGAUGGAAGAGAAACAAAAGGAUUAUGAUUUUGAGGAAAGGAUGAAGGAGCUCAGAGAAGAAGAGGAAAAGGCCAAAGCCUACAAGAAAGAGAAACAGAAGGAGAAGAAAAGGAAGGCUGAGGAGGACUUGGCAUUUGAGGAGGAUGAUGAAAUGGCAGCUGUGAUGGGCUUCUCUGGCUUUGGUUCCACCAAGAAGAGUUACUGAGGCUUUCUAUGCUUGGCCCUUUGCUGGGCUUAACUUUGAGUGUGGGCGGGGUCAUUUUUUUGGGGGAGUACUUGGGAAAGUCCUUAAGUGGCAGUGGGGAGGGCUAUAGGGUGGGUGUUUAUGCUUUCCCUCGACCUUGAGAGAAAGCACAGGAGGCAGAGGUAAUGCUGGGGCAUAUUCCUUUAGCCUCAGUGUAUCACCCGAGUCACAGGCCCUCUGCCCAUCUGCGUUCCCAAUAAAAAACCUCUUCUGAGGCUGCUUUCCCAAAUCUUCCCCUGCAUCUUCCCCUCUUCAUCUAUCCCGUCUUCUCUGAGCAUCCUACAUUUAUCCUGUGUUCUGCCUUUGUUUUAAUUUUGGCUCUUGCUUGGCCUGCCACGGAAAGGUUCUC
Molecule: messenger RNA, 1095 nt
Organism: Myotis brandtii (Brandt's bat)
Lineage: Eukaryota; Metazoa; Chordata; Mammalia; Chiroptera; Vespertilionidae
Gene: ZMAT2
Product: zinc finger, matrin-type 2
Exons: 6
Coding region: 108-707 (199 amino acids)
Biological process (GO): mRNA splicing, via spliceosome
Cellular component (GO): spliceosomal complex; U4/U6 x U5 tri-snRNP complex
Molecular function (GO): zinc ion binding; nucleic acid binding
Source: RefSeq, a predicted model, not a curated record